CGCCUCCGUCGCCAUUGGCUUUCCUCCCCCAGCUCCAGCCUCUCUCAUCUUGAGAAUCUGCGUCAGAAGUCACUCGCAGUCCCGCCAGCCCAGAAGUAAAGCAGGUUACCAGCAAUUCUGAGAAUUUGCAAAAACAGCUUGCAAGAAAAAUGAAGCUCCCUAUAUUCGUCGCAGAUGCAUUCACAGCAAAAGCAUUUCGUGGGAAUCCUGCUGCUGUUUGUCUCCUAGAAAAUAAAUUGGAUGAAGACAUGCAUCAAAAAAUUGCAAGGGAAAUGAAUCUCUCAGAAACUGCUUUUAUCCGAAAACUGUGCCCAACUGACAACUUUACACAAAGUUCCCGCUUUGGACUAAGGUGGUUUACGCCAGCGAGUGAGGUCCCGCUCUGUGGCCAUGCUACCCUGGCUUCUGCAGCUGUGCUGUUUCACAAAAUAAAAAACGUGAAUAGCACUCUAACAUUUGUCACACUGAGUGGGGAACUAAAGGCCAGAAGAGCCGAGGAUGGUAUCAUCCUGGACUUGCCCCUUUAUCCAGUCCACCCCCAGGACCACCAUGAAGUAAAGGACUUGAUAAAGACCGCCAUAGGUGACACCCUGGUCCAAGACAUCCGCUAUUCUCCAGAUACCCGAAAGCUCCUACUCCGGCUCAGUGAUACUUACGACAGGUCAUUUCUGGAGAACCUGCAAGUGAACACACAGAGUCUUCUGCAAGUGGAGAACACAGGGAAGGUGAAAGGACUCAUUCUCACCCUUAAAGGAGAGCCUGGUGGGCAGACCCAAGCAUUUGACUUUUACUCCAGAUAUUUUGCGCCAUGGGUUGGUGUGGCGGAAGACCCUGUAACAGGAUCUGCACAUACUGUUCUCAGCAGCUACUGGUCCCAGCAACUGGGGAAGAAAGACAUGCAUGCCUUUCAGUGUUCCUGCAGAGGAGGAGAGCUGGAGAUUUCACUGCGUCCUGACGGACGUGUGGACAUUAAGGGAGGCGCUGCUGUCGUUUUGGAAGGCACGCUCACAGCCUAGAGAUGGUUGUGCUGAGAUGCUGCUAACUUGAAUAACUAAGUAUUUUCUGUUUACAAAAAAACAUAAGGGGAUGCUUUUAGCAAAGUUACAUAGUAGUCCACUUAGUCCUCACGUUAGAAAUAGAAAAA
Molecule: messenger RNA, 1144 nt
Organism: Hipposideros armiger (great roundleaf bat)
Lineage: Eukaryota; Metazoa; Chordata; Mammalia; Chiroptera; Hipposideridae
Gene: PBLD
Product: phenazine biosynthesis like protein domain containing
Exons: 10
Coding region: 150-1016 (288 amino acids)
Biological process (GO): biosynthetic process
Cellular component (GO): cytoplasm
Molecular function (GO): isomerase activity
Source: RefSeq, a predicted model, not a curated record